Molossus molossus (Pallas's mastiff bat) is the source of this 740-nucleotide messenger RNA. Its product is annotated as zinc finger protein 615-like. Bases 285 to 647 code for a protein of 120 amino acids. Gene Ontology annotation, biological process: regulation of DNA-templated transcription. The record is from RefSeq and is a predicted model, not a curated record. The transcript has 7 exons. NCBI's taxonomy places the organism in Eukaryota, Metazoa, Chordata, Mammalia, Chiroptera, Molossidae.
GGUGGGUCUGGGGGAAAAGUCAGGUGAAGGUGGUAUUUUAGGUGAUGUGUCUUCCAUUUUGGACAGUUACUCCAUUUUCCUGGCUGGCUUCCAUGUAUACAGGAGGUUUGGACAUAUGUCAUGACAAUAUCAGGAGCAAUAGAAUCAUAUGAAGCAGGUAGAAGUUGCAGGAUUGGGUAUCAGCAUUUCUGGAGACACACCUGACCGAAAACAGAUUUCUGAGCAGACCCAGGACACACCAAGACAGAGCAUCCCUGUUGCCUGUUUUCAGAGAACAGAAGAAAAUGUUCCAGGCUCAGGAAUGCCUGACAUUUCACGAUGUAGCCGUGGACUUCACCUGGGAGGAGUGGCAGCUCCUGGACCCCGAUCAGAAGAACCUGUUCAGGGACGUGAUGUUGGAGAACUUUAGCAACCUGGAGUCAGUGGGGUAUCAGGCCAGCAAACCAGACACGCUCUUCAAGUUGGAACAAGGGGAAGAACCAUGGACAGCACAGGAUGAACUCCACCUUCUAGUCUGUGCAAAAUUCAAGAAAGUUGGUGAUCCUCUGCAUUGUUUCUUGCGAAGUCCAAGUAUUCAGAAGAAUGUGAGACAAUGCUAUGAACAUAAUAUGUUUGCAAAUAUUGUUAAUAAGAGGAAAGAUUUCUGAACAGAAAUUUAGAGCAGACCCAGAACACACCGAGACAGAGCUGCCCCAUCGCCAGCUCAUUCUAGAGAACAGAAGAAAAUGCUCCUGUUUCAG